AUUACGCACCACGUGCAAUAAACAAAAUGGCGGAUUGCUUGGAAAAUUAAAGGUUUUGCCAAAAAUGGGUAAAAAAGUAAAGGUUGGGAAGCGAAGGAAGGAUAAAUUCUAUCACUUAGCAAAAGAAACAGGUUACAGAGCACGUUCUGCCUUUAAGCUGAUUCAAUUAAACAGAAAAUUUAACUUUUUACAAAGUUCUCGUUGUCUGAUUGAUCUUUGUGCUGCACCUGGAGGAUGGCUUCAGGUUGCUUCAAAUUUUAUGCCAAUCUCAAGUCUCAUUGUUGGUGUUGAUUUAGUAUCGAUUAAACCAAUCAAGAAUGUUAUUACAUUCCAAGAUGAUAUAACAUCAGAAAGCUGUAAGCAGCGCUUGAAAAGAGAGCUUAAAACAUGGAAAGCUGAUUGUGUUCUUAAUGAUGGAGCUCCUAAUGUUGGUUCAGCAUGGGUUCAGGAUGCUUUUUCUCAAGCUGAGCUUACACUUAGUGCCUUAAAACUGGCUACAGAGAAUCUUAGAGAAGGAGGAUGGUUUAUCACAAAGGUGUUUAGAUCAAAGGACUAUCAGCCAUUAUUGUGGGUUUUCCAACAGCUGUUUAAAAAAGUUCAUUCCACUAAACCACAGGCUUCAAGAAAUGAAUCUGCAGAAAUUUUUGUUGUCUGUGAGGGAUAUUAUGCUCCACAUAAGAUUGACCCAAAGAUGCUUGAUUCAAAACAUGUUUUUAAAGAAGUUCAACAAGAGAAUGUUAAGAAACCAACAAUUCUUAACCUUGAGAAAAAGAAGCGUGCAGAAGGCUACAAAGAAGGCGAUACACUGUUCAAUACAUGUAAAGUAUCAGAAUUCAUUGCAAGUGAUUCACCAUUAGAAUUAUUGACAGAUGUCAAUCAGAUUAUUUUUGAUGACAAGAAUAUAUUAAACCAUUCAACAACAACAGAGGAAAUCAAACUUUGUUGUAAGGAUAUCAAAGUCCUUGGUCGACCAGACAUCAAAAAUAUUUUAGCAUGGCACAAAAGUUUAAGGAAAGAGUUGUAUCCCAAAGAUAAGUUAGACAAAGAAAAUGAAAAUGACGAAGAAGAUGAAGAGGAGGUAAUACAAAAUACUAUCAUCUCUCUAAAAGAAGAAGAGGAUGCUGAAGUUAAAAGGAAAAAGAGAAAAGCCCAACAACAGAAACAAAAGUUAAGAGAGAAAAUGAGACUCAAAAUGGUUCUCCCCGGAGAUACUAAAGACAUUGAAGAAGAUGCAGAAAUCUUUUCACUGAACAAUGUUAGAAGUAAAAAGCAUCUAGAGGAGAUUGAUGACAUUGGUCCCAAUGUGAUGGAUGAUGGUGCAGCAGGCGUCUAUGAUAGCGAUAAGGAAGAAGUUGAAUUGGAUGAGCAGACAGAUGAUGACAGUGAUGAUGAUAAUGAUGAUGCUAUGGAAUCAGAAGAUGACGAUGACAAAGAACCUGUUAUUGAAGACAAGAUACCAUUAGCAACUACUACGAAUAAAGAAAAAAAUCCCUUGGUUGUUGAUCUUGUCCCUGAAGAAUCUUCCAAAUUAAAAGCAGACAAGUGGUUCCAAAAGGAUAUUUUCAAAGGCCUAGAAGAUGAGGAAGAUGAAGAUCUUGAAAUCAGUCAAAUGCUGGAAGAUUAUACAAAAAAGGGAGGGAAGCUAGUUGCUAAAACCAAAAUGACAGAAAAUCAGGAUGGCAAACCCAUAGAAACUCCUAAAAAGAAAGCAAAAUUAGAUGAAAACAAAAAUACUUCGCAUGAGACAAGUAGUGAUGAUGACAGUGAAACAAGCGACUCUGAGAGUGAUUAUGAUAUGGACGCACAAAUAACUGACAAAAAAGACAACAAACGCAAUGACUUUGAGGAAGUACCACAAGAAUCUUCAAGUUCAUUUGCAAAGAAGCUAACUCCGGAAGGACUUGCACUUGGAGCACAAAUGGCUUUUUCACGGAAAAGAAAAAGAGAUAUAAUAGAUGAUUCAUUCCAUAGGUGGUCUUUCAAUGAUGACAAUCUACCUUCUUGGUUUACUGAACAUGAAGGAAAGCAUUACCAAAGAACCCUUCCAGUCACCAAAGAACAAGUGCAAGACUACAAAUCAAGAUUACAAGAAAUUAAUGCAAGACCAAUCAAGAAAAUAGCUGAAGCAAAAGGCAGAAAGAAACGCAAGGAAAUGAGAAGAAUGGAAAGAGCACGUAAGAAAGCAGAAACAAUAUGUGAGUCAUCUGACGUUCCUCCUCAAGAAAAACUACGACAGAUUCAAAAUCUAUACAAGAAAGCUGCUGUCACCAAAAAGAAGAAAGAGCUGACUUACGUUGUUACAAAGAAACAUCAAGCUGCCAAGAAAAUGAGGAGACCCAAAGGUGUCAAAGGCCCUUACAAAGUAGUCGAUUCCCGACUCAAGAAAGACAUACGAUCGAAGAAGGAAAUGGACAAGAGAAAGAAUAAAAAGGCUGGAWAAAGUCACAAAAAAUAAUUUAUCACAUCAAUAAUGAACACAAGAAAUAUUAAGGAACUUGUUCCCUGAACCAUCAACAUUUGUUGAUGUCAUUGUUCUUGUUACCUCAGGCGCUUUUAAAAGACGGACAGACGCGUUUUUGGGCCAUGGAACGAUUUUAUUGAUACUACGCAAAAAUAUGUACACUCAGAAAACUAUGAAUAAAGAUUUUGAUAAUUAGAUUAGA
This is a messenger RNA of Exaiptasia diaphana, 2663 nucleotides long. Its product is annotated as pre-rRNA processing protein FTSJ3. Gene Ontology annotation, biological process: maturation of 5.8S rRNA from tricistronic rRNA transcript (SSU-rRNA, 5.8S rRNA, LSU-rRNA); maturation of LSU-rRNA from tricistronic rRNA transcript (SSU-rRNA, 5.8S rRNA, LSU-rRNA); rRNA methylation. Gene Ontology annotation, cellular component: nucleolus; nucleus; preribosome, large subunit precursor. The transcript is spliced from 24 exons. Lineage: Eukaryota; Metazoa; Cnidaria; Anthozoa; Actiniaria; Aiptasiidae. The record is from RefSeq and is a predicted model, not a curated record. Bases 65 to 2455 code for a protein of 796 amino acids. Gene Ontology annotation, molecular function: rRNA (guanine) methyltransferase activity; rRNA (uridine-2'-O-ribose)-methyltransferase activity.